This is a messenger RNA of Pezoporus flaviventris, 1172 nucleotides long. Its product is annotated as maestro heat-like repeat-containing protein family member 7. NCBI's taxonomy places the organism in Eukaryota, Metazoa, Chordata, Aves, Psittaciformes, Psittacidae. Gene Ontology annotation, cellular component: cytoplasm. The record is from RefSeq and is a predicted model, not a curated record. Bases 115 to 1098 code for a protein of 327 amino acids. The transcript has 7 exons.
CCCGCUGCUCAGAGAAAGUGCUGCAGACUGGUGCUGUCCAGGCUGCUGCAGACCCAAGGGAGAUGAGCCUGCCCGGCUCAGGGCUGACAGUGCCUCCUUCCCCCUGCCAGGGAGAUGAUGAAGACCCCGAGAAGCCUGCACUGCACGCUGUUUGACGAGCUGGUGAAUCUCCUUACUGUGGAGGACGCCAUGUGGGAGAUGGUCGCCAUGGUCAUGUUCACCGAGAUGCUGAAGUGCAGAGCCAUCAGUGAUACUCUGGACUAUGCCGUGGACAUCUUCCCCAUGUACCUGCAGAGCCAGUGCAGGGGGAUGUCAAGACUGGUGCUCAAGAGUCUCUACGGGCUCUCCGAGAGGCCCGACACGGCAGAGAAAAUCCUCACCCUGAUGCCAAACAUCGUGGCGUGCCUGGAGGAUACUCGUGACAGUGGUGACAUCUCCCUGGCCAUGCUGGUGCUCAACAACUUACUCCCGCUGCUGGAUGAGAACACACUCAGCCUCAGCGCCCUUGCCAUCGCUCCCAAGCUCCGGUUGCUCUUUGACAACGAGUCAGACACCGUGAGGGAGCUCUCCAUCUGCUUAUUCCAAUACGUGAUGGGGCUUGGGACGGAUGCUGAAAAGGAGAAGAUGAAGAAGGAGGUGUGGGAGAGUCUGCUGCCGCUGGUCUUUCACCUGCACGACCAGAAGGAGAAUGUGGCCAAGGCCGCCCAGGAAGCCCUCUACUUCGCUGGCUGGUUCUUGAAGUGGCAGGAGCUGACAGAGCUGGCUCUGACUGCGGAACCAUGGGAGAUCAGCGAGUGCCUGCUGGAGAGGAAGAGGAGGAAGACCAAGGACUUUCUGUACCAGAGUGAGGUCUACCUGCAGAGCCCACAGGAGACCCUGAGGCAGGACGCUGUCAGGUUCAUCGUCCUUGAAGGCCCAAGAAAAGACGCCAGCCCCCUGGUUUCCUCCUUGGCGACUCAGACCGUCCUCAUGCUGGAAGAAAGAAGGAGGAGUUCAAGGCUUAGCCUACAGUGGCUGCGCUCAUUGCUGCCGAGGGCAUGGAGGAGGCGGCGCUCGGCCCCCAGCAGAGACUUGCGAAAACCUGGUGAAGUUCAAUAAAGCAAAGCGCAAGGUCCUACACCUGGGGCACGGCAAGCCCAGGCACAGCAACAGGCUGGCUGGAGCACCCCCCA